AUGGCGAACUGUACUUAUAUCGCACGCACGCUUGCAUCGGGAGCGGCCAUCGAAGAUCUGAUGAUACAGGCCAAGAAGAUUAAGUACGACGUCAUCGGGCUGACCGAGACGAGACGACGUCACAGUCUCAACGCCGUGUAUGAAACUGCAGAAGAACUGUUCUUAGGAAAAUGCGACAGCAGAGGUGUUGGUGGAGUUAGCGUCCUCGACACGACUAUGGCAAUAAACAUCGACUCUUUCAAACAACUUACGACCCGAAUCGGACGUCUGCGGAUGAGAAGGUGUGGUCCAACACCAGCUUUGACAAUCUUCGUCAUUUACGCUUCCACAUCAAGCUACAGAGAAGAACAAAUUGAAGCUUUCUGUAUGGGCCUGGAGAAGUUCUGCAGAGAAGAUCAUGCCCUUUACAGGGUCAUAAUUGGCGAUGUCAACGCCAAAGUUGGUCCAAGAAGAACGGCUGAGGAACUUCACAUCGGGACCCACGGCGUACGACGGAAUGAGCAGAGAGAGAGGCUCUCCUAG
This is a messenger RNA of Necator americanus (New World hookworm), 522 nucleotides long. RefSeq lists its product as uncharacterized. The transcript has a single exon. The record is from RefSeq and is a predicted model, not a curated record. Lineage: Eukaryota; Metazoa; Nematoda; Chromadorea; Rhabditida; Ancylostomatidae. The coding region runs from base 1 to 522 and encodes 173 amino acids.